AUGGGCCCACCAUCAGGACCACCGAAAAGUUUCAAACGCAAGAUCAUACACUCAGCCUCAUCACACCUGGAGUCCUCAUCCAGCAGUAGACCUCACCCGAGGGUGCUGGCCAGUGACUCAGCGGCAGUAGACACGUCACACGAUAUGUGCACUCCGAAGAACAGGCCCACCGCACUCCGGUACAUUAGCAGUAGCAGCAGAGGUGGCUACAGUGGAACUCGUUCAGCAAGAUCUACAAGCGUGUCAGCCGCCGACGCCAGUGUCAUUUUAGCUAUAUCUGAAGGUAGGGGCAUGGCUCGUGGAGAGAUCGGAAUAGCUGCUAUUGAUUUAAGACAUCCUCAUCUAGUGCUGUGUCAAUUUAGCGAUACUUUGCUCUACACUCAUACCCUAACCAAAAUCAAUUUCUUCAACCCUAUUGAGAUAAUAGUGCCCCAUACAUUCUGUGAAGGCGUGCAACCAAAUCAAUUAUACCAGUUGAUCAGGGACCGGUACCCGUUAGUUAACUUGGUGACAGUCCAAAGGAGACACUUCAACGAUGCAGCAGGCCGACAGAAUAUACAAACUCUGUGCGCGCCACAGUACAGUGGGGUCUAUCUACAAGUUGUGCACAAAUUCUAUGCUGUAACAGCGGCAGCAGCUGUGUUGAAGUAUGUUGAAUAUAUCCAGUGUAUUGUAUUUGCAAGAGAAUCUCUGAAAAUUGAAUACCAUUCGUCGGAAAACACCAUGAUCAUAGAUGUAGGAACGGCAACUCAGUUAGAACUAGUACAGCCAUUAGUCCCAUCAGCUGGGCCCACGUGUUGUCUACUCGGCGUGCUCGGCCCCACCUACACUAUAGGGGGCAUUCGAGCGCUAAGGGCCUCUAUACUCCAGCCCUCCUGCAACAAAGACUACAUCGAGUCGAGACUUGAUGCAAUACAAGAUCUGAUUGACAAUGACACUGGGCUUAUUGUUGAUUUGCAGGAUGUGAUAAAGAAAUUAGCUGAUGUUGAUAAAAUCCUGCUGCUAUGCAUGGAGUCAGCUAACCAGAACAUGGACAAAGUAGGUGAGGCUCAGUUAAACCAGACAUUGUUGCUCAAAGUUACCAUGGAUUUGGUGCCAAAGUUGGUGGAGGCGCUGAACGGCGCUGUUAGUGGGAGGCUGAGGAAAAUUAAAAUGGACUUCGAGAACCCACACUACAAUGAAAUAGCAGAACGUAUAAAAAGAAUAAUCCAGGAUGACGCUCACUUAGAAAAGGGGGCUAUGGGCAGUCUUCAACGAUGUUUCGCAGUGAAGCCAGACAUCAACGGCCUGCUAGAUGUAGCCAGGAGAACUUAUUCUGAGCUCAUAGAAGACAUACAGAAGAUUGUAGAACAGCUCAGUGAGACGUAUGACCUAACUCUGCGGUUGAACCAGAAUAUGAUGAAAGGGUUCCACAUCGUACUGCCAUUGGCCCCGAAAAGUAGGAGGUGCUUCAACAUAGAGGAUUUGCCCCCAAUAUUUAUACAGGUUCAUCACAGCGGUGCAAGUGUUACAAUGACUACAGAGGAACUAGUGGUACUGAACCAACAAGCCAAAGAGUCUUUGAAUGAAAUUCAAAAAAUGAGCAACAUAGUUAUUUCUGGGUUAUUAAAAGAGCUUCGUCCGUUCAUGCCGAGUCUGUACACGCUUUGUGAAAAUGUCGCAGAAUUGGAUGUUCUACUGGCUUUGGCUCAAGCUAGCUCUGUCGGGUCUUACAUUCGUCCUGAAUUCAACAGUUACAUGGAUGUAAGGAAUAGCGUGCAUCCUCUUUUGGAUUACAACAGUCAAGUGUUGCCUGUACCAAAUGAUAUUUUAGCAACUCCUGAGCAUAACUUCACAAUAAUUACCGGGCCAAACAUGGGAGGCAAAAGUAUAUACAUAAAACAAGUUGCUGUAAUGCAAGUUAUGGCACAGAUUGGUUGUUUUCUUCCUGCUACAAAUGCCAUUUUAAGACUUUGUGACAGAAUUUUCUCAAGAAUAGGCUUCAAUGAUAGCGUUGAAUUAAAUGCUUCGACUUAUGUAUUUGAGAUAAAAGAAACUCAACACAUCCUGAAAGGAUUGACACCUACGAGUUUAAUAAUAAUAGACGAGUUGUGCAGAGGCACUUGUGUGGAAGAAGGGACAAGUGUAGCAUGGGCUAUCUGUGAAGAACUGAUUAUGAGUAAUGCCUUCACAUUCUUCACAACACACUUCAUGUACCUCACGAGACUGGAAGAACAUUAUUUCAACGUUGUCAAUCGACAUACAGCAGUAACAGAGGAAGAAGUAGGUACUCCAGAAAAUCCACAAAAACGGUUAGUUUACCAGCAUAAAAUUGAACCAGGUGUCACUAAAAUAGAGCAUUACGGACUGGCCCUGGCUGCUAAAACUAAUCUACCAGAAGAUACAGUCAAGUUGGCUCUGGAGUUAGCUGAAUUAAUCUCAAGCAAUACUAUAGCGCAAGAAAUUAGGACUCCACAGAAUGGUGAUGCUCAAUCUCUUUAUAAUCUAAAUGCAACUAUUCAAAAAGAAUGCAGAAAAUACGGCCAUUCGGAGGAGACAGUGAAGAGAAUAGUAACUAAAUUUAAGGCAGACAAUCCACAGAUUUGUAAUAGAUUAAAUGCCCAAUGCGAUAAUAGGACUGAUUGGAGCGCUGAAUGUUCUUAUGUACCAUAUUCUAAAGAAAAAUCAAUACUAUCUAACGAUGAAAGUAACAACGAUAAUGCAUUGAAAAUUACUCGUACUCCGAUUCCUACAUCUCUAGUUGAAAAUUUAGAAUUAAUUGAAGACUUUCAACAUAGGAAUUAUGCCUCAGUACAAUCUUCAGAACAAUUACUGAAUAGUGUCAUUCAUAAUGAUGAUUCUGCUGAUAGAGAUGAUCAAAAUAUAUCUGACGUAGAAAUGAUUGGAAGUGAUACUGAUGAACUACCUAAUUUAGAAGUUAAUGAUACUAAACAAAACAACGCUGAAGAAAGCAAUGAUCAGUUUCAAAAUUCUUACAACAAUAAAACGCAUGAGCAUACACCUACCAGUCACAAUACUGAUAUAAAUGAGGAAGAUACAAAUGCCAUAGAAACUAGUUCCAUAGAUUCUGAAAUUGCUGAAGCUCUGACUCAAAUAGUUGAAGAAUAUUCUUCCAAAAAUGUGACUCAUUCUCCAAGAAGCAGUGACAUGUCUAUCGACGACGAUUUAAUAAAUGAAACCAUCAAUGAAAUUAAUGAUGAACUUUCAACCGGACUUAGUAGCGUAGAAAAUAUAAUUCUUACACCGCCAAUGAGCUUUCGUGAUAUUUAA
Molecule: messenger RNA, 3270 nt
Organism: Spodoptera littoralis (African cotton leafworm)
Lineage: Eukaryota; Metazoa; Arthropoda; Insecta; Lepidoptera; Noctuidae
Source: the annotation of a GenBank genome assembly